Molecule: messenger RNA, 834 nt
Organism: Acanthocheilonema viteae
Lineage: Eukaryota; Metazoa; Nematoda; Chromadorea; Rhabditida; Onchocercidae
Source: the annotation of a GenBank genome assembly
AUGUCUUUUCCAUCACUUCUCAAACAUUUCGGCAGCUUUACCAACAACACAAUUUUGCAGUGUCGAUUUACAUGGAUUCUACGAAGGGUUUUUGCUCCAGAACCCACACAGCCAGGAUGUAUGCAACGAAAUCCGGCCGAACAUCCAGAUUUGAUGAAAUUGGAGAUUGUGGAAAUUGAGGAUUUGAAACCAGCGGGACCUCUAAAAGUUAUUUUACUGAAAGAUGUUGAAGGCAUCGGUAAUCAGUUUGAUAUUGUUGAAGUGAAUCGUCGACUUGCACGAACAAAUCUGUUAUUGACGCGAAAAGCAGCAUAUGCUUCACCAUUCAAUUUGCAGUAUUACGGAGAGAUGAAGGAGAAAAUGAAAGAUGAACUGACAAAACGUGUUCGCAUUCCAUACGAUUACAUAUUGCUCGGAAGAGAAUUGAUCAAAAAAAUUAUACCUCUGCGAGUUUCAAUGGAAAAUCCUUGGUUGUUAGACAAAUUGAUUGUUAAAGCUUCUUUGCGGCAAGAGGGAAUUGAAGUUAUAGAUGAUAUGAUUUUCCUCGAAAAUAACAAUUUAAGGGGACCAAACAUUGAAUUGGAAGCCCAUUUGCUACGAUUUUAUGUGGUUGUUUGUAACCAGUAUAUUAUUCCGAUGAUUGGUCGCAUUUGUCACAUAUCAUCAGACGAAAGCAAACAGGUACUUUAUCCUGAAAUAACACGAAUGCCAACUAAGGAUGAUCUCAAAAAGUACAACAUAGUUGAAGAGGAACCACAUUUUAUGGAAAAAGCAGAAAUUCUGGAAGAUUUUGAUGUUGUUGGUAUUAUGCAAAGGAGACGAAAUAGCAAAUAA